GAAAAAUGAGAAAGAAAGAAAGAAAAGAGGCAGAAGUUUCCAGCUCAUUUGUUUUUAGUCAAUCUGUGUUUUGUGGUGUUAAUGAUUUCUAGUGAGGGUACAAAGAUAGGGGUAUAGAGAGGGUGUUGAUGCCAUAUUGGCCAUGCUCCAGUGAACCUUCAGUCAAGUACUCUGAUACAGAAGAGGGCUGGGAAAGACGAGACACGGCAAAAUAGGCAAAGACAAAAACGGGAGAGGAAGAGUGUACAAAAGACAUUCAAGAGCGAAUGAAAGACAGAAGGAAACCAAGCCACAUACAGUUAGGGAGGCGAACUUAAUUUGACUUUAAACUAAGGAGGUGCUGAGUCAUGUCACUGGAAACUUUGGACAAUUAAGUCCAGACAAACAUAACCUCCUCUUGCAAGCGACGCACUCGUAUCCCUUUCGAUGAAUCUGUCAACAAUGGCAUAAGCCUGAGACACCCACUUCAAACAGGAGCACCACAUGGAGCAUCUACUUCAUACUACAGUAUAACUUUAUUCUUGGAUGCCGGCAGUAAGACACCAAUGAAGAUGUCAAACACUGGAUGAAUAGCAGCGUGGAGGAAGUGUUUUCAUAACCCUGACAUCAAGGACGUCUACUGAACUGGGACAAGCUUAAUCAGCUGACUUUUGUAAAUAAGGGAAAAUUUUGUGAAUUCUUAGCAAUUUAUAAAAAAAAAUGUUUACGGAAUUCCGGUAAUUCCGUCAAAUUUGUAGAGGUACGCACUUGAACAAGGACUCUUGUUUCUGGGUGAGGACUGUCAUAUCAAUUGGAAUGCUGAUAUAUGCGAUAAGCAGGCAUAUCUGAGCUAAAGGGCCAGUGUUGCACAUCAGCAGGAGAGAGAGAGAGAGAGAGAGAGAGAGAGAGAGAGAGAGAGAGAGAGAGAGAGAGAGCGCUUCUCUUCAGUGCACUAAGCCUUAUCAUCUUACCUGCAGACAGUAGAGAGGGAGGCAGAAAAGAGCGAAAAAUCCAAACAGGAGUUUGAUAAGCACGAGUAAAUCUAGGUUCAAUGAGGACAUCUGUUUAGCGCAAGCAACGAGACAAAAACGGGACACCGAGCGGUAGAUGUGUGCAUGUCUUUAAAAAGACAGGAAGACUGAGGAUAAAAGAGACGGACAGGAAAAGAUGCCAGAAAACAAGCAGACUCUCCAGCGGACUGGAAGCUAUCUAUCCCAUUCUGCUUACAGGAAGAUAAAAAGAGUCCUGAGCUUUAAAAGACGUGUAUUUGGUCAAAGGUUGGAGGAGACUGUCCUGUAUGAGAGGAGGUACGGGGAUCACAUGGCCCCUCUGGUGGUGGAGCAGUGUGUAGGUUUCAUUCGGGAGCACGGCCUUACAGAGGUGGGACUCUUUCGGCAGCCUGGCCAGGCCACACUGGUUAAAGAACUGCAGGAAGCUUUUGAUGCUGGAGAGAAACCAUCCUUUGAUAGUAGCACAGAUGUGCACACAGUGGCGUCUCUGCUGAAGCUAUAUCUCAGGGAACUGCCUGAACCCCUGGUGCCAUAUUCCCGCUAUGAAGAGUUUCUUGUUUGCGGCAAAAAGAUCCCCUUAUACAGAGAACAGGGUUUGCAAGAGUUGAGGAGUCUUCUUCAUGAGCUUCCUGUGGCAAACUUUAACCUGCUGAAAUACAUCUGCCAAUUUUUAAAUGAUGUCCAGUCAUACUCCAACAUUAACAAGAUGAGCAUCCAGAAUCUGGCAACUGUUUUUGGGCCAAAUAUCCUCCGGCCUAAAGCUGAAGAUCCAGAAAGUAUCAUUGGAGGGGCAGCAGUUGUGCAACAUUUGAUGUCAGAACUAAUUCGAGAGCACACCUUGCUCUUCUCUAGAGACAGCUGCAACCUUCCAGAGGCUACUUUACCAUCAAUCCAUCCUAUUCACAGACAAAGCAACCUUGUGGAAUGGGUGCAUGGUGAAGUACCUACACAGAGUGACAAUCACACCCUACUUUCAGAUCAGACUUCAGCUUGUCCACUUAAACUUUCUCUGCCACAUAUGAAAGAGAAGAGACAGUCUGUUCAAAGCCCUUGUGACAAAAACAAUUUAUCAGAGACAGAUCAACAGCUUACAGAGGGCUCUUCAUCUGCCAGCUCUGCCCUGAUUUAUGACAACUGCAAUCAACAAAGCUCAGCACGUGAAUUUCUCCACACAAGACAUGAACCUCCACCCUCCACUCCACCACCUGUAUGUGUGAACAAGGUGCUGGAGGAUGGAGUUGAAAGUCGUGUGCAGUCAAGGAGCUGGCCUGAUAUGGAGGAGCCCAUUUGGGGACCAGAGAGAACACUAGGGGAGAGUGGAGCCCUGGACAGUACCCUGUCCGUCUAUGACAAUAUGGGUAUUGAGGAGCAUCAAGGCGAAGGAUAUACAGAAGACAAGAAGCUGAGCAUUAGUAUUGUGGAGACAAAAGGUGGUACUGCUAGUCCUGCUGAAAGCAGCAACUCUUGGUCCUCCUGUGAGAUUACGCCUUUGGAUGGGAACAGUGAGAGCAGCGGAGAAGCAACUCCUUGCCAGGAUUCCCCUGGACACUUCCACUCUUUCAGGAUGGACUCUUGUGAGGAAGGCCCUUGUCCUUACUCCCCUGCCUCCUCUUCUGCUCCCACAGAUGCCCCUUUAAGUACGGGCAGCAGCGAGGUAUUUUUGCCAAAUGCUCCCCAUGAGCCCCUAGGCUUUCCAGCCUCCCAUGCCAUGCAAUGCCUUGUUGCAGGGCUUCGGCAACAGAUGGCCAGGCAAAAGGCUGAAUAUGAAGCAAAAAUCAACAGGUUGGAAGAAAGAAACAAGGUACUACAGGGGGAAGUCACAGGGUUGCGUUCCACUCUGGAGCAGCAGCGCCGCUGGGUCAGCGUGGCUGAGAUCAAGAUGCGAAAUGUGGAGCGAGCCCGUGCUGACGCCGACAGACGGAACACCACUCUGCAACGGGAGAUGGAACAAUUCUUUGAAACAUUUGGCGAGCUGAACACCGAGGCCCGAAAAACCAGUCGGAUUGUUCAGAGUUUUUAAAACGUUCACAUGUUGUGCUACAAACCAGACUCGAGCAGAAAAGGUUUUCAUGUUUCCGACAACAUUCAAACAGCCUUCCGAGUGUUGUUUCAGGCCUGUAAAAACAAGGAUGCAUUCCUGAGAAAACAUUGCCCUAUUUUGAAGUACAGUUCACUUGCCUGAAGAACUUUCUGGACUAGAAUGUGCAAAGUAAUAUUAAACCAAAAGGCAAUUUCUGCCAUGUAAGCAAUGAAAGAUAAUGGAAUGACCCAAAAGUAGGAUCAAAUAUAAUGAUGACUAGUAAGCAUGGAUACCAAGAGAAAAGAGAUACUGAUGAUCAGCAGACACUAUGCUCUUCAAAUAAAGGCUUCUAAAAGGAUCUUUUGGGUCUAUGACGAACCUUUAACAUCCACAGAACCUUUGCGUUGUUGCACAAUGGAUUCUUUGUAGUGGAGAAAGGUUCUUCAGACAAUGAAAAAGUAGGAAACAAACCUUUCUACUGAAAGGUUCUUUGGGGAACCAAAAUCAUUAUCUUAUGGCAUCACUGAGAACCUCUUUGAGCAGCUUCUUUAGGGCAUGGUAUGGAGUGCUCAAACUAGUCAAACGAACCAGUGUUUUGGGGUGAGAAAAGUGCGAGUACACCCUAAGAGUUUACCCAGAUAGCAAUAGUUGGCAUACUGUCCAAAAAAAAGGUACAAAACUUUACCUUUUCUGUCACUGGGGUGGUACCCUCAAAGGUUAAUUUUUGUACCUUUAGGGGGUAUCCCUUUGGGGGUACAAUUCCCUAAGGACCUAUUGUGUACCUUUAAGGACCACCCCAGUGACAGAAAAGAUAGUUUUGUACCUUUAUUUCUGACAGUGCAACUCUGCAGAUCCCAGAGUCUAUUUUUAUCUGGGUAAGGAUGCUUUAAACAGAUGUUUCAGAUCAGUUUAAUGAGAAAACAGAGUUAGAAAGACUUGGUCUCGGUUGUGGAACACUACGUUUCGAUUUCUUUUAUUCAGUCAUGUGUAAAUAACGGGACAUAUUCACACCUUGUACAAAACGCAUCAAGUUCGUACACUGAAUGUAUUUGUACCAUAUGAAGUGAAAUAAUAAACAAGAAGCAGUGCUUUCAUUUGAGUAUUUUAUUUGGCCAGUUGUAACAGAGGUUUAAUUCUUCCACACAGAAAAAAAGAAUCCCUAUUACUCUAGAACAGUGUUUCCCAAUCCUAGUCCUCGAGUGCCCCCUCCCAAUUUUUAGAU
This is a messenger RNA of Paramisgurnus dabryanus, 4231 nucleotides long. RefSeq names its product rho GTPase-activating protein 24. Lineage: Eukaryota; Metazoa; Chordata; Actinopteri; Cypriniformes; Cobitidae. Gene Ontology annotation, biological process: negative regulation of Rac protein signal transduction; negative regulation of ruffle assembly; wound healing, spreading of epidermal cells. The record is from RefSeq and is a predicted model, not a curated record. Gene Ontology annotation, cellular component: focal adhesion. Gene Ontology annotation, molecular function: GTPase activator activity.